GAGGGAGGGGGUGUUGAAUUUCUGCUGUAAUGCGCCAUUCGUGAGUAGACACGGACCUUAUAGUGUCUUAGUCACAGUGUAACUGACACGGAAGUGGAGUGGAGCUGAGCUGUUUUCUUGUACAUUUCACUAUCGCUUUGGACUGUAGACACGAUGGCAGAGGAUAUCCAGACCAAGUUGAAGAAUUACAAGACGGCACCUUUUGAUGCCAGGUUUCCCAACCAAAAUCAAACCAGGAACUGCUUUCAAAAUUACCUAGACUACCAUCGUUGUACUAAAGCACUGACUGCAAAAGGAGCUGAUACUUCUCUAUGUGAGUGGUAUAACAGGGUCGCGAAAUCACUCUGCCCAAUCUCCUGGAUAAACAAAUGGAAUGACCAGUUGGCUGAAGGCACGUUCCCUGGAAAAAUCUAAGGUGUGAAUGCAACCUGAUUGAUUGAAACACUUACAAUGUUUCCAAAGCUUCCAGCCUUCACCAAAAUAAAUACUGAAUAUUAAACUGGUUACUUUCUUA
Chiloscyllium plagiosum (whitespotted bambooshark) is the source of this 514-nucleotide messenger RNA. RefSeq names its product cytochrome c oxidase subunit 6B1. Gene Ontology annotation, cellular component: mitochondrion; respiratory chain complex IV. NCBI's taxonomy places the organism in Eukaryota, Metazoa, Chordata, Chondrichthyes, Orectolobiformes, Hemiscylliidae. The record is from RefSeq and is a predicted model, not a curated record.